This is a messenger RNA of Rhopalosiphum padi (bird cherry-oat aphid), 855 nucleotides long. RefSeq names its product histidine-rich glycoprotein-like. NCBI's taxonomy places the organism in Eukaryota, Metazoa, Arthropoda, Insecta, Hemiptera, Aphididae. The record is from RefSeq and is a predicted model, not a curated record. The coding region runs from base 148 to 597 and encodes 149 amino acids. The transcript is spliced from 2 exons.
GCGUGCGAAAAGCCCGUCCGCAGACUUCGUUUAUAAGACGGUGCACAUCCGACGAACGAUCACAGUCGCAACUCGAAGAUUACUUACAGUCUUCCAACGUCCGUUAAACUCGUCUUGCAAAAACACACAACCUAUCCACUCGCCAACAUGAACCGUCUGUCAAUUGUAUUGGUUAUCGCAUUGGUCGGUUACUCAUUGGCUACACCGAACCCAGGAUACGGUGGAGGAAGUUCACAUGGACAACAAAGUCACGGUGGACACCAUGGUGAACACCAAGAGAGUGGACACCACGGUGGACACCAAGAGAGUGGCCACCACGGUGGACACCAAGAGAGUGGCCACCACGGUGGACACCAAGAGAGUGGCCACCACGGUGGACACGAAGAAAGCGGUCACUACGGUGGACACCAAGAGAGCAGCCACCACGGUGAACACUAUGAGGGUAGCCACCACGGUGAACACGGACACCAGCAACAACAUGGUGGUCAUGGACAUGGCAGUCACGGCUCAUAUCACGGCUCACCUUAUGGUCACGGCAGCAGUGGUCAUGGAAGCCAUGGUUCACAUCAUCACGGACACGGCGGCGGUCACUACUAAAACUUUAAUCACAAAACUUCAAUGACGUCUCUUUUAUCAUAUUAUACUACGUCACCAUUUUCUGAGGCGUACGACUAAAAAGUCAUAAUACAAUUGUCGACUCUUUAUAGUAUUUAUUCCAUCACUAUUUAUUCUUCAAUUGUAAAUUUUGUUAUAAUAUUGUACCUACAUAAUAUAAAAUUUCUAUUUGUAAACAUUUUAUUAAAAUUUUAUUACAUAACCGAAUAAAAAUGUUUUCUAUAGAAACAAAAGUAAUAA